AUGGCGUCUCUCGCCCUACGACCAGCGAACGUGUCGGACGAAGCCAAGAACCCCGCGAACGUCAAUGACAAUACCAACGGCGAUGCAUCAGCACCUAUAGAUGGAGAUGUAGCCAUGGAAGACGACAUAGACGAAUCACUACUCCGCGAUCAAUUACGCCAGCAACAAGAUGAACGUGCACAACGACUCCAGGCAAAGAACAGGCGCAAGCGCUACCUCGAAGUACAUCCCGAAUACUUUUCCGACUCGUCACUCGAACUCGCCGAUCCGCUGCUUUAUGACCGCCUCAUACGUCGCUUCCAAACCGCAUCCGAGCGCGAAGCCGAAGGGCGCAAGAAGGGCUUCUCUGGCCAGAUGGCCACCGAUCUGUGGCGCGCCGAAGCAAAGAAAGACGCACUUUCACAGCCAGACCCAAAUUCACUCUUCACAUACAACCGUGGACCUCAGGGGCAGAUAAUGGAGGAGGACAAGGAUGAUGUACCUAUGACGAAAGAGGAAGGGAGAGCGUGGUGGGUAGACGAGAUGACACAACGCUUUCUAAGAGGCGGAGACGAAGACUUUGAGUACGAUAAGUUGGUGGACAAGAAUCCCAAGUACGACGAUCCUGAGCAGGAGAGAGAUCUGGAGGAUGCCUAUUUUGAAAGUAUGGAGAGUGACUUUGACUCGGAUGGAGAGGGGAAGGAGAAGGUAUUGACGGGUGAAACGGGCAUACAAGACUACUGA
This is a messenger RNA of Alternaria atra, 723 nucleotides long. RefSeq lists its product as uncharacterized. The transcript has a single exon. Bases 1 to 723 code for a protein of 240 amino acids. The record is from RefSeq and is a predicted model, not a curated record. Lineage: Eukaryota; Fungi; Ascomycota; Dothideomycetes; Pleosporales; Pleosporaceae.